AUGUCAAUGUCAAUGUCUAUGUCUAUGUCUAUGUCUAUGUCUAUUUGCAAACAAACUAGUCCUUUGCUGCACAUUCCAACUAGUGGGAUCGAUAUGAAUGGCAGGAUCGAUAUGAAAGGCAUAUGUCGUUGGCCGCAGAAGGAGAAGGUGGUUGUCGUGAUGGGAGCAACUGGGACGGGGAAGUCUCGGCUGUCCAUCGACCUGGCCACACGUUUCCCAGCCGAGAUAGUAAAUUCAGACAAAAUGCAGGUUUACGAAGGAUUAGACAUAGUCACAAACAAAAUCACCAAGGAAGAGCAUUGCGGGGUACCCCACCAUCUCCUAGGUGUAGUUGAUCCUACUAAGGAUGUUUCUACUACAACUUUUUGUACCAUGGCUUCUACCGCCGUGAACUCUAUAGUUAGCCGUGGACAGCUUCCAAUCAUAGUUGGAGGGUCGAAUUCCUUCAUCGAGGCAUUAAUUGAUGUUAAAGAACACGAAUUUCGAUCCAAAUAUGAAUGUUGUUUUCUUUGGGUGGAUGUAUCAAUGCCCGUGUUGAACUCAUAUCUGUCACAUCGCGUUGAUCGGAUGGUGGAAAGGGGAAUGAUAAAUGAGGUAAGAAACAUGUUCAAUGAAAAUGCAGACUAUUCAAGAGGGAUCAGAAGAGCAAUUGGAGUUCCUGAACUUCAUCAUUAUUUCCAGAGUGAAUCAUUAAUCUCAGAUGAAGAAACCUGUGCUAGACUACUCGAAGAGGCAAUAAAUGCGAUCAAAAUCAAUACGAGCAAAUUAGCAGAUCGCCAGCGGGCGAAAAUAUAUCGUCUGAAAAAUCUUAAGGGGUGGAAGAUACACCGGCUUGAUGCCACCGAUGUGUUUAGGAAACGGGGCAGAGAAGCCGAUGAAGCGUGGGAGAAUCUGGUGGCGGGGCUGAGUACUCAAAUAGUUAGUCAAUUCUUGUACAAUUUUCACCCUCCUGUUUAUUGUAAUCUGAUGGGAAUGAGAGAAGUGGCAGCUGCUGCAACUAACACAUAA
Molecule: messenger RNA, 1008 nt
Organism: Fraxinus pennsylvanica
Lineage: Eukaryota; Viridiplantae; Streptophyta; Magnoliopsida; Lamiales; Oleaceae
Source: the annotation of a GenBank genome assembly